Messenger RNA from Priapulus caudatus, 621 nucleotides. RefSeq names its product serine racemase-like. Gene Ontology annotation, molecular function: threonine deaminase activity; L-serine ammonia-lyase activity. The coding region runs from base 93 to 539 and encodes 148 amino acids. Gene Ontology annotation, biological process: L-serine catabolic process; L-threonine catabolic process. NCBI's taxonomy places the organism in Eukaryota, Metazoa, Priapulida, Priapulimorpha, Priapulimorphida, Priapulidae. The transcript is spliced from 4 exons. The record is from RefSeq and is a predicted model, not a curated record.
GAGAAUGGCAUGACAUUUCUUCACUCGUUUGAUGAUCUGUCAUCAUUGCAGGACAUUCUAGCAUCGGGUUUGAGAUCUUGGAGGACUGCAGAAUGGCGGACAUAAUUGUGUGUGCGGUCGGAGGCGGUGGCAUCCUCGCAGGCUUAGCAGCUGCCAUCAAGCUGUCUGGUCACACCAGCUGCAGACUCUAUGGCGUGGAACCCACUGGAUCUCAGACCAUGUAUCAGAGUUUCCAGCAUGGCUGUCCCGUAGCAAUGCCCGUGAAGACAAUCGCCUCGGGGCUUGCACCACCAUUUGCAGGUCAACACACGUUCCUACACUGCCGGCAGUUUGUCGACGACAUUGUUCUCGUAGCGGACGAGGAGAUCAUCAGCGCCAUGUGGAAACUUUACGACGGCGGCCUGAAGGUGGAGCCAUCGGGCGCUGCCGCUCUCGCUGCCGUGCUCACGGGCAAGAUCCCAGACGUGUCCGGAAAGAAUGUCGUCGUGGUCGUAUCCGGUGGCAACGUAACUCCGGAGGAACUGUGCGGCAUGAAGUGACGUGGCUGGAAUCCCGAGGGUGGGUGGGGGGUGGGGCGCUCACCUUUUUUGGGGGUAGGGGUGCUCCACCUAAAUGGGAAAG